Messenger RNA from Bursaphelenchus xylophilus (pine wood nematode), 760 nucleotides. The record is from the annotation of a GenBank genome assembly. Lineage: Eukaryota; Metazoa; Nematoda; Chromadorea; Rhabditida; Aphelenchoididae.
AUGAAGCUCCGCCCCAUAAUUGGACCCUCCAUUUUAAACGCAGAUCUCUCAAUUUUGUAUGAGGAAUGUAAGAAUCUUUUGGAUUCGGGUGCGGAUCAGAUCCAUUUGGAUGUGAUGGACGGCCAUUUCGUCCCCAAUCUAACCUUUGGCCAUCCGUUGGUUGAUUGUCUAAGAAAAAAGUUGGGUCCGGAACCAGUAGGUACAGUAAUAUUUUUUAAGGUAUUUAUAGUUCUUUGAUAUGCAUUUGAUGGUGAGUAAUCCGGCCGAAUGGUUGGUCCCUAUGAAAGAUGCCGGAGCCAAUCAAUACACGUUCCAUUAUGAAGCCUUGGCCGACGACCAGGCUGUUUCCAAUUUGAUCAAGGAGAUCAAAACCCUCGGUCUUAAAGCGAGUAUGGCCAUUAAACCUAAGACUGAUGUAAGUUCAAUGAAAUGAUUGCAUAAUUUAUGAUCUUAGGUCGCUAAAGUAUGGCCUUUUGCUAAAGACCUGGAUAAUGUUCUCGUGAUGACUGUAGAGCCAGGAUUCGGAGGUCAGAAAUUCAUGUCAGAUCAGCUGGAGAAGGUGAAGAAAAUUCGGUCUCAAUUCCCUGAGCUUACCAUUCAAGUUGAUGGGGGUGUCAGUCUGGAUAAUGUGACCAGUUGUGCUUUGGCUGGGGCUAAUUCCAUUGUGUCUGGCACCGGUCUUAUUAGACAACCAGAUCGAGCCAAGGCCAUCGCCGAAAUGAAACGAAAAGUAGUUAAAGGCCUCGAGGGUUUCAAUUAA